Molecule: messenger RNA, 840 nt
Organism: Rhopalosiphum maidis (corn leaf aphid)
Lineage: Eukaryota; Metazoa; Arthropoda; Insecta; Hemiptera; Aphididae
Gene: mRpS17
Product: 28S ribosomal protein S17, mitochondrial
Exons: 3
Coding region: 186-686 (166 amino acids)
Biological process (GO): mitochondrial translation
Cellular component (GO): ribosome; mitochondrial small ribosomal subunit
Molecular function (GO): structural constituent of ribosome
Source: RefSeq, a predicted model, not a curated record
GUUCGAGCAUGUUUUUUUCUGUUAAAAUUAAUUUUUUAUGCAUUUGUACUUUGUAAUAGGUAACUUCAUAGUUUAUAUCAAUCAUAUCACAAUUAAAAAUAAAAGAAUAUAAGAUCUCUGAUUGUUUCUUCGUGUUUUAUAUUGAGUUUGAGCCAAGUUUUUAACUAUAAUCGCUGACCAUAGCCAUGAGUUUAGUUGGAGCUGCUAAAUCUUUACUGCUUUUGGGCCGGUGUGCUCCAUCUGUCAAACAAAAUGCAUCAAAAAUUAUUGUUAAGAAAUUAGAAUUAGACCAAAACCUUUUAAUGUAUUUUAAUAAAGAUGAAGUGUACUAUGCUCAUGAUCCAGAAAAACAAUGCAAGACUGGUGAUGUUGUGCUUAUUCAGGAAUUACCAGAAAAACUAACAACACAUAUUACUCAUCAAGUUCUCAAAGUGGUGUAUCCCUUAGGUGAUGUUACAGACCCCAUAACUAAUAAAAAAGUAGCAGCACUACGAUGUGGAACAGUUUGUUAUAGAGAUGAUUUAGAAGAAAUUGAUAAUCUUUAUGGCUUGACCGAAAAACGGUUCAAUUAUAAUAAUGCACCUAAAAGAGGUUGGCAAGAGGACAAAAAAGAUUUUAGUCACAAAAAAAGCUACAUCAAAUACCAUGAAUCUGGAGAAGAACAGCCAUAUUCAGUUCCAAGAUAAAUCUUUAUUUAAUAUGUAUAAGAAUGUUGUUUGUACGUAGAAACAUAGUUUAUUGAAAAUAAUAAGUAAUGGAUAAAUUGUUCAACAUUUGAUGUUGAUGUUUAUUCUGUAAAUAUGAAUUUCAUUUGACUUUAUAAAAGGAUGAAAAAAAACA